Coprinopsis cinerea okayama7#130 is the source of this 1710-nucleotide messenger RNA. RefSeq lists its product as hypothetical. NCBI's taxonomy places the organism in Eukaryota, Fungi, Basidiomycota, Agaricomycetes, Agaricales, Psathyrellaceae. The record is from RefSeq and is a predicted model, not a curated record. The coding region runs from base 1 to 1710 and encodes 569 amino acids. The transcript has a single exon.
AUGGCGCACCAGAUGCAAGCGUACGCCAAUUAUAUCGCCUCUCUGAACCAACAAGCGCACGCGUCUUCGUCCCACAUCCUGCCCCCGAAUCCGGUCCUUCCUGGCGUUCCUCCUUCCGUACCUGCUCCCGCCACCCCUUCGAUCCCCCCUCCUGAAUCUAACGCCCAGGUGGAGCCGACCCCCAUGAUAAGCGCCGAUGAUAACGAUACUGCAGAGCCUCCAGACGCGACUGUCGCACAGAAGGCUGACCCUGCAGGGGAAGGCGACGUCGGAACCAAUAGUCAAAUAGAGGUUUUAACCGAUUCCUCGACCUCGGUGCCUGGCGAUGCUGGCUCGCAAACUAAGCCGGGUUCGGCGACAGAUUUGAAGCAGACAGACAACGCAGUUGCUGAGAAGGAACAGAGCAACGUGGCUGCUACCGCUUCAACGCCUUCUCAGCCCCAGACCUCCCUUGUACCGCCCGCUCAUUCCUCGCCUGCCAUCGGUACCCUCCCCUUCGGCCCUCACCCCGUCCAUAGUCCGCUGUCACCUACAUUCCCCACCAUACCGCUAGGUUCUUUCCCUCAUCACCACCCGCCCUACUUCCAACAUCCCAGUUCGCCGCACCCUCAAAGUCCUGGAAUGGGAGUCAUUCCAUUUGGAUUCCCUCACAUGCCCCACCUAAACCACCAGCACCCACCUCAUCUUCAACAACCCCACCAACAUACCCCGCCCUACCCCGUUAUGACGCUCGGCUUGAACGGAAUGGGACCUGGAGCACAUGUGCCAUCUCUGCAGAGCCCCGCUCCCCCUGGGAUGAUGCACCAUCAACACCAGCAGCCACCCCACUACGGUAGCGGCUCUGCUCCUGGAUCGUCGACUGCAGCAGGCUUCCCACCUCUGACACCAAACGCCCAUCCUUCCGUUGGGUCGAAUAUGGGAAUCGGGAUGAUGAGUGGGAUGAACACAAAUCCUAGCGUUCCUUCACCCCUCUGGAUGAGUGGAGUUCUGCCCAACGGGUCAGCGGCGGCUGGGAAUAGUGGAUCCGUCGCUGGGUCAAGCGGGAAGUACGCUACUUCGUCCAGUCCUGAUCUAGACCUCCUAAGCGAUCCUUCUAGUCCGUCGCCCGCUUUCUUCCAAGAGCGGGGUCGGAGAGGAAAGAACGGGCGGUCAGGAUCAAGUCUGAGUGGUGGUGGAAGUUCUGGUGAAAAGGACGAUGAAGGGGAGGGCUCUAAAGAGAACGAUGGCGAUGAGAGUCGAGUGGGAAGAGGUGAAGACGACAGCGACGAUGGGAGCGACUUCAACGCUUUGUUGGCCGAUGCUAUUCUCAAGAGACCGAGUAGCAUUCGCAUGGGAUCUGGGUCAAAGACGAGCAGCUCGAAUUAUGGAAAAGAUUCGUCCUCGUCAUCGAAACUCGGUGGUCUGGCUGGGAGUGUCAGCCUGGAUGGCGUGUGGCCGGCAACACUGAGUGGAAUGGGACAGCAAGACCUUGGUCGUGCGGGUCGGGAACAUGCUGAGGAGGACCCUGUCGCGGAAGAGGUCGAAUCAGAGUUUACAUUCCCCUCGCUUUCGGAGUUGGGCAAUGUCGCGAGGGAGAAGAGGGUUGGGACCCCUGCGCCAGCUGAUGCAGUUGCGUCGCCGAAACCCCUGUCAACGGGCGUGGAAAGCUUGAUCCUGAAAAACGAGAUGGACAACCCGUCUUCGGCUUCCAUUCAUGGCCCAGGACAAUAA